[Torrubiella] hemipterigena is the source of this 1859-nucleotide messenger RNA. The record is from the annotation of a GenBank genome assembly. Lineage: Eukaryota; Fungi; Ascomycota; Sordariomycetes; Hypocreales; Clavicipitaceae.
UGCCAAUCUGUGACAAACGCCCGAACCAUACCGCAACCUUUGUAAAUCGACCCGACAAGCCCAAUUCGAUUUCACAAGCAGCACAUAAUACCACCAUAAAGAUCAAAAUGUCGACAAUCCCGCCGUCAGCGAUGCAAUCGGGCCACGCGCCCAUCAUUCCGCUCUCGUUCAAUGCGCGCCAACCCGAAAAAGUCAGACUUUAUCCCAUGACAAACUAUACUUUUGGUGUAAAAGAGACACAACCCGAAGAAGACCCCUCAGUCAUUGCCCGUCUCAAGCGCCUCGAGGAGCACUACGUGGAGCAUGGCAUGCGCCGCACCUGCGAAGGCAUUCUCGUUUGCCACGAACAUAACCAUCCCCAUAUCCUAAUGCUGCAAAUCGCCAACGCCUUCUUCAAGCUGCCUGGCGACUACUUAAAACCCGAAGAUGACGAGGUAGAGGGCUUCAAGUCCCGGCUUGACGAACGACUAGCCCCUGUUGGCAAGCUUGGAGAGGGCGAGAAGGAAGGCGAUUGGGAGAUUGGCGAGUGCAUUUCGCAAUGGUGGCGCCCAAACUUUGAGACCUUUAUGUACCCUUUUAUUCCGGCCCACGUCACCCGACCGAAAGAAUGCAAGAAACUCUAUCUCAUCCAGCUCCCGAGAAACAAGACGUUGAGCGUGCCGAAGAAUAUGAAACUUCUGGCCGUUCCUUUGUUUGAGCUAUACGAAAAUACAGGCAGAUACGGACCUCAAUUGUCGGCUAUCCCACAUAUUCUCAGCCGUUACAACUUUGAAUUCGUCGAUGAUAACGACAACGUUGUUGCCGUGACACCAGGAGACGCUCCCCCAGAAGGAUAUGUUCCCAGAACAAAGGUUCUGGCUGGGGGCGACGACACCGAUAUGAAUGAAGAAAAUGGAACCAACUAAUUCAAAAGAGGAUCAUCCUAGUAACGGAGUUUGGCGUAUAAUAGGUGGUUUAGACUCAAGCAGCGGGGCAGACCAACUGCUCCCGCAUGUAUUCAUUACAAUUCAUACUCAUUAUUAGAUCUAAGCUUUCUCUCCUUGAAUGGUGGCCAUGAUUUUACGCUGGUGCUUCAUGGCGCGAAAUUCGAGAUACCAGAUGCCCUGCCAUGUUCCAGUGGCCUGUGAAGUUAGUCGACGUGUAAAUACGACAGUAAUGCAUAAUUGACAUACCAGUUUGCCAUCCUUGAUAGGAAUGGUAAGGCUGGCCCCGACAAGGGCAGAUUUGAUAUGGGCCUGUAGAACGGUAAAUAGUUGUAUUUAGACAUGGAGCUUAGAGAGCUUACAGGCAUGUCAUCGGGGCCUUCGUCGCUGCUAUGGGUUAGUUGAAGUGACACAUUGGGUUUAUUUGAGACUUACUCGUGGCGGUACAGAACCUCGCCGUUAGGUCCGUAUUCGGGUGCAAUUCUAUCCAAAGCAUCACUCAUGUCGUCACGAACGGUAGGGUCGACUACAAGAAGUCAGUGUGUGUGAAGCACGAUUCGAUCCGUUGAACCUACAGUUCUCGUUGAGGCUUAGGCCGCAGCUGGUGUGCUGGAUAAAGAGGUUGAGAAGGCCAACCUUGUAGUUGCGAAUCUCGGGCAGCGCAGACACAAUCUGGUCGGUGAUGAGGUACGAGCCGCGAGCCUUUGCGGGCAAGGUAAUCUGCUUUUGGAACCACGACAUGGUGGCGUAGCUGGAGGAUGAGUAUGCGGGGGUUCUUUCAAAGCCUAGGAGCGCCAGCGGAAGUGUCCAGACAAAGUUAAAUAAGCUUGGAAAGAGACAGAUGAAUAGAAGAAUAAAUAGCAGUGCUAUUGUCGUAGUGGAAACGUGAUGGGUUCGAUGCGGCAUCUCGUCAAUUUUGCGUGGUGUAUGAUGUAG